This is a messenger RNA of Alosa sapidissima (American shad), 3008 nucleotides long. It is a transcript of the gene ndnf, whose product is annotated as neuron-derived neurotrophic factor. Gene Ontology annotation, biological process: extracellular matrix organization. Gene Ontology annotation, molecular function: protein binding. The transcript has 4 exons. Lineage: Eukaryota; Metazoa; Chordata; Actinopteri; Clupeiformes; Clupeidae. The record is from RefSeq and is a predicted model, not a curated record. Bases 358 to 2139 code for a protein of 593 amino acids.
GGAGGAGUGGGCUGGCUUUUGGGAGUCACUCUUGAGAGCGGGGAGAGACUGAGUUCGCACCAGUUCGCCUCUCAGUUUAGACGGAGUCUCUGAAGCGUCCGCACGGCAGGGGAGGUACACUCUGCCAAAACUCAGGAUACCUUCAGACUUUUGGGACAAGCUAAAUCCGCUAGAUGUGAGUGCACGCACCAAGAGCUGUAAUCCCAUUGCUACCGCACCAGAACUGAGGAUUCUACCGGGAUCAGAAAUAGGACAACUUUAUUGCGCGUUUGAAUACUGUCAACUCGCAUCCCCACACAUUUACUUUUCUUUACUUUGCGCAAAUUGAACUGAAACACAUAAUCUUGGUUCGGACGAAUGUUCAAAAUGUCUCCCACAUCACUGAGCAGGUCAAUAAGAUUGAGAAUGUGCUCCGGUCCAGUCAGCCUGCUCCUGACCCUGGUGCUGGUGCAGGGGAUGGUGGCCCAGAAGCUGCCCACUCGAGAUGAGGGCCUCUUCCAGAUGCAGAUCCGUGACAAGGCUGUGUUCCACGACUCGUCCGUCAUGCCCGACGGAGCGGAGAUCAGCGGCUACCUCUUCAGAGACACGCCCAAAAGGUACUACUUUGUGGUGGAGGAGGACAACACACCUCUAUCUGUGACGGUCACGCCCUGUGACGCUCCUCUGGAGUGGAAACUCACCCUUCAGGAGCUACCAGAGGAGGCCAGUGGAGAAGGAUCAGGUAAAGGUGAGCCUGAGCCUUUGGAUCAGCAGAAGCAGCAGGUCACCGCCAACGAAGGCACCGAGCUCUUCACCUACAAAGGCAACGACGUGGAAUCCUUUAUCUCCACAAGCUCGCCAUCCGGUCUCUACCAGCUGGAGAUACUUUCGACGGAGAAGGACAGCAACUUCAAGGUGUACGCCACCACCACUCCAGAGUCGGACCAGCCCUACCCCGAGCUGCCGUACGACCCGCGUGUGGACGUGACGGCACUGGGCCGCACCACCGUCACGCUGGCCUGGAAGCCCACGCCGACAGGCGUGCUGAUGGGUCAGCCGGUGCAGUACUGCGUGGUCAUCAACAAGGAGCACAACUUCAAGAGCCUCUGUGCUGCUGAGGCCAAGAUGAGCGCCGACGACACCUUCAUGGCCGUGCCGAAGCCCGGCCGCGACUUCAGCCCAUUCGACUUCGCCCACUUUGGCUUUGUGCCGUCCGAGAAUGACUUCGGCAAAGACCGCUCGCUGGCCACCAAUCGGGCGCUGGGCGGCAAACUCUCUCGCUCCUAUAACCCCAAGCCCAAGACGUCGGACAUCCUGAAACUGUGCAUCGGCAACAAGAACAUCUUCACCGUGUCCGACCUGAAGCCGGACACGCAGUACUACUUUGACGUGUUUGCGGUGAACAGCGCCACCAACACCAGCACGGCCUAUGUAGGCACGUUCGCCCGCACCAAAGAGGAGGCUCGUCAGAAGACGGUGGAGCUCAAGGACGGCAAGAUGGCCGACGUCUUCAUCAAGCGCAAGGGCACCAAGUUCCUGCGCUUUGCGCCCGUCUCUUCGCACCAGCGCGUCACCCUCUUCGUCCACGCCUGCCUGGACACCGUCCAGGUGCAGGUGCGUCGCGACGGCAAGCUGCUCCUCUCGCAGAACGUUGAAGGCGUCCGGCAGUUCCAGCUCCGCGGCAAGGCUAAGGCCAAGUACCUGAUUCGGGUGCGCGGUAGCCGCAAGGGCGCCUCCACGCUCAAGGUCCUGGCCAGCACGCGGCCCAGCAGCAAGCAGCCCUUCCCGUCGCUGCCCGAGGACACUCGCAUCAAGGCCUUUGACAAGCUCCGCACCUGCUCGUCCGUCACCGUGGCCUGGCUGGGCACGCAGGAGCGCAACAAGUUCUGUGUCUACCGGCGCGAGGUGGCGGAGGGCUACGGCGAGGAGCAGCGUCGGCGCGAGCAGAACCAGUGCGCAGGGCCCGAGACGCGGCGCAAGUCCGAGAAGGUGCUCUGCAAGUACUUCCACAGCCCCAACCUCCAGAAGGCCGUCACCACAGAAACCAUCACGGGCCUGGAGGCCGGCAAGAGCUACCUGCUGGACGUUUACGUGGUGGGCCACAGUGGCCACUCGGUAAAGUACCAGAGCAAACUGGUGAAAACGAGGAAGUACUGUUAGAAAAAGGACUGCACAGAAGAAAUAUAUUAUAUAUAUAUAUUAAAAAAAAGAAGUUUAUUUAACUCUAAGUGAUAUUCUACUAAGGAGUGUAUACAGACUGACUACUCACACAGCUGGCGGGCUUGUGGCCGAGAUGGAACUGCUUUUAGCGAGAGAUACCGACCUGUAUAUUUAUGUUUACAUUGCCAAGUCGAGACGUUUGGCCAGAGCCCGGGGGGGAUUCGCACUGGCACGCUGACGCCGGUUGUGGGGUUGGCUGAGUGUCGAGGAGGAGGAGGAGGAGGAGGAAGGAGGAUCUCUCAUCUCAUGUGUGUUGCUGUCGGUUGCUGCAUGAAUCCUGCGUUUGUCCCUCCCGCCUGUCAGUCCUCUCUGUUGACUCGAGUGUCACGUUGACCCACAGAGAUAGCUGUGUAGGUCCAGCCCUCCCCCACUACACACACACAUACACACACACACACACACACACACACACACACACAAUCCCAUUCUCUCCUCAGCUCUCCCUCUCAUAGCAUAACUCACUACAUGUCUAGGAGAGUUUUUUUUAAAUUAUUUUAUUCUUCCUCCUCUUUGUUCUGUUGUUCUGGUUCAUUUUGUUGCUGUUUUUUUUUAUUUUACUUUUUUCAUUUGCGUUAUUUGAUGGUAAUUAUAAACUGAUAUGAGGACAAUGUAAAUCUAUGACUGGUCGAUGUUGAGACAUUCCUCUCCCCUCUCCCCCGUGUUCCGUUGUAGCGCAGCCCGUGUUCGUGUUGCUCUGGAGCUGCUCUGUAAAAGUGUUCUGUGUUCUACCACUGUGUGUGUUCCAUGUACAGCGUUGUUCUGCCAGUAUCCAUGUACAUAAACACUAAAUAUAGAGACAAGUAAUCCCA